Messenger RNA from Copidosoma floridanum, 3736 nucleotides. It is a transcript of the gene elg1, whose product is annotated as enhanced level of genomic instability 1. Gene Ontology annotation, molecular function: DNA clamp unloader activity; ATP binding; ATP hydrolysis activity. The record is from RefSeq and is a predicted model, not a curated record. Gene Ontology annotation, cellular component: nucleus. Lineage: Eukaryota; Metazoa; Arthropoda; Insecta; Hymenoptera; Encyrtidae.
UGCAGAGUGUGUUCGACUUUGAGUGCGAUAUUUCAUUUUGAUAGUAAUCUAUUUAUUCAAAUGAUAAUUAAUUGUUUAAAAAGUACAAUAGAUAAUCAAGUCCUGAACCGAAAAAAUGAAAGACAUUACGCAUUAUUUUAUCGAUCUGCCAAAAAAAGCGGAAAGCGCGCCGGCGGAGAUGAAAGAGGUUAGAGCGGAGCGCGCCAAAAUCGAGGAGGUGGAAGCCACGUCCACGGAGAAGACAAACGGAGAGUCUGCCAGUGUCAAGCCCAAGAAGAAGCGCGGGCGAGUGAAAAUCAAACUAUCCCUGAAGUCCGAGGAUGACGUCCCCUGUGACAACAUUGACAACUCGAGCGAUCCCGUCGAAAAGACGGCCAGUUCACACGAUGAAAAACCGAAAAAAAGGCAGAGAAGCUCGGGUGUAUCUCCGCUUGCGGCAACAGCCAGUGCCAAGUCAUCUUCGGAGGACACUUGCCAAAAACGGAAGAAAACUGAUGCUCCCGCGACUCAGGAGAAUGAGAAGCCAGACCAGGUUAUUCCCAAAGAGUUUGCCGAUUCGUUCUCAAGCGCAGACCUAAUUGAUAACAAGAAAAGAAAAAAAGAUGACGAGGAUAUAUCAAGCAAAAAGAAAAUAAAAACCAAGCACACCGAAAAAUUGAUAGAUUUAGCUGACAAAAAAGGCUAUUUGAAAAGAAAAGUCAGGGAGGAAGAAGAGGCAGCUAAGAUCGAAAAAAGAUUUGAAAAGAGGAAAAAAUUGUUUACGGAGUCCAAUAAAAAUUCAGAAAGAAUUCAGUGUGACGAGGACACCUCCAAAAAUGAUACUCCAAAUACAAAACGAAAUAAUUUACUGAAUUAUUUCAGUAAAUCAACUCCUGAACAGCUUGAAAAAGAAAGACAAAGAAACGCUAAAGUUACAGUUAAAGCACAAGUUCACACACCUAGUAAUUCACCGGUGCCUGUAGCUCCAGUCUUUGAUAAAAAAACAAAAAAUUUACCAAAAAAGAAAAAAUCUAAACACCAAGAUAAUACCGACGAAAUUGUUGUAAUUGAAUCCGAAACUGUCAUAUUAUCACCACAAAGUGAAAAAACUUCUCCUGAAAAUAAUAAGCCAAAGUGGUCAUUGAAAAUUCAACUUCAGUCCAACCACGUUGAUUCGUUUGCUGAAGAUGAAGAAAUUUAUAGCCCAACUUUAAAUUCCAAGUCGCACAAAGAAUAUGGAGAUAGGGACAAAAUUCCCAAAGUAUUAUUGCCUAUGAAAAAUAAGAAGAAAGAAUUGAGUAUUUCUUCAAGUAACAAUAAUAAUAGUAUUAACGACAAAGAUGACAAAAGUGGUCAAAAAAACCUUAAAACAGAAAAGAAAAAAGUCAAACAGCAUUUGAAAGUUAAUAAAGAAGAAAUAUCUACGUCUGAUAAUAAAACAGCAAAUACUGAAGUUGAUAAAAAAAACAUUACUGAUGGUGUUGAAGAUGCCAUAAUGAUUCAUGUAAAUGGCGUUAAACAAUCCAAAAAUACUGAGGAUGAUUGUCAAAUAAUUAAAGUCAAAACAAACCAGCCCGGAAAACUAGCGCCGUUAUUUAAGAAGAAAGCCAAACCAAGUGCUGAAAUGGUAGCUGCGCGACGCUUAUUUUUACAGUCCGACAUACAAGAGACAACUAAUGAUAAUGAGUCACGAAAACUCGCUCCUGCCGUACCUUCUGUAUUACCUUUCCCUAAAAUAAGCCAUGUUAAACAGUUGCCUCUGAACAGUGAUAGUUUGAGCAAGAGUUACAAGUUUUCUUUAAAAAGUGUAACAGUAGAACCUUUUUAUGAUGUGUCACUCAUGAAAACUGUCACCAGUCUAAGUCAAAAAGAAAUCAUUUCAGAUUCUGUACACAAGUGUGUGAAAUCAGACACUGAAACGAUUUUGUCUGAGAUCGAAUCAGACUGUCCAGGGGCAUCAAGUUUGUGGAAAACUUUAUCAGCGAUAAAAAAGACUGAAAUUCACAAAAAACCUCAAAGAGGAAGAAAAAAAUCUGAGAAAAAGAGUUCCAAACAUGAUACCAUUCAAAAUGAAUUGUUAAAUAACCCGUGGACUGAGAAGUAUAAGCCAAACAGUAGUACAGAGAUAGUGGGAAAUGAAGGAGCUGCUCAGAAAUUAAAAUCUUGGUUAGACAAUUGGAAAUCGUUAAAAACUAACGAGGACUAUAGCAGUGGUGAAGAAUUUUGUAAUUCCGACGGCAGUUCAUCAACUAAUUUUAAAAGUAAUCAGGUCGCUGUUUUGAUUGGACCUCAUGGUAGUGGAAAAACAGCAAGUGUUUAUGCCAUUGCUCAAGAGCUUGGUUAUAAAGUUUUAGAAGUCAACGCUUCAUCGAAAAGACCCGGUAAAAAAAUUUUAAAAGACUUUGAGGAAGCUACCAAAUCGCAUAGGGUGAAAGAGACAAGCUUGAAAGAUAUGUUUACGUCUAAGUCGAAAGAACCGGAAGAGAAAAAAAAAAUUUCGCAAAACUCUUUGAUUCUUAUGGAAGACGUUGACCUGGUUUUUGAAGAAGAUGAAGGUUUUGUGUCGGCAGUAUUUCAGCUGGCUUCGAAUACGAAAAGACCGAUCGUUAUGACCCUGCAAAAUACAUGCUUCCAUCUGGGUAAAAUGGCACCUCAACAACUUCGAAUUGAUUUUAAUCCAGCGUUUGGUAAAAGAGUAAUGGCGUUGAUGCGUCUGAUUGCAUUCGCUGAAACUCAAUGCAAAUUGCCACAGAGCUGCGUAAAUAUUCUUUGUCAAAGUGGAGAUUUGAGAAAAGGUAUCCUGCAGUUGCAGUAUAUCUUGUUAUCAGGUAAAGAACACAUUCCAUCUAGAACUUUGAGUUCAAACAAUAUAUCUUGGAAGGACAUGCUUACGCAAAUUUAUAAGCCAGCAACCAAAGCUGAAAAAAGGGAUAAACAAACAAAUGAGGGUGCCAAGUGUACAAAUAGUGCCUUAAACAACUUGGCAAAUAAUCUGGACAGUUUUUCUGUGAUGUCAACUUUUAUGGACAUUGAAGAUCCGACUUUAAAUUUACCAACCUUGCAAUCAGAGCCUAGCUUAUCACUCGCUGAAAACAUGAACUGUUAUUCUCAUCUUGAUGGUACUAGUCUCGAAAUCAGUAACUGGAUGAGCGAUUCAGUGAGAAAUUUAAAUUUGAAUACAUCAAAGAAGUUGAAAGAUCAGAUGGUAAUAAGCGGUUGUUCAACAUUGAAGAAACAACAAAUCUUAGACGUAUAUUCAAAGCUAUCGAACGUUACAUCAAAUCAGUUGGACCGACGGGUUCUAGUUUUAGAUUAUCUAUCCAGUACUCGAACUAUAUGCAGAGCUGAGGAAAUUCGACGGCAAUUGAAUAGUAAGCGAGGCAAUCGGUUUUUUCAUUAUUUACAAGGUUCAAAAAUAUCAAAUGCGGUAAUGAGGACAGGCAAUACUUUGAUUUUUGGAUGCAAAAUGUUGCAAGAAAAACCUGUAGUUGGAGAAAGUUGACCAUAGCAUCACGAGAAGCCUAAUUAACUUGUUUCUUACAUUAACUAUAGUUUGUAAAAUAUGUAAUAUAUUUAAUUGAAUUUUGGAAUAUUUUUAUUGUUGAGAAAUAUAAAGUCUUAUGAAUGUAAUUAUUAGUAAAUUUAAAGAUGUAUUUUUUAAGAGAGGAGUCAAAAUUUAGAUUUUGAUAUGACAAAUUAGUCUCGCAAUAUGUAUUUUUUGAAUGAAUUGAUUAUAAAUGUAUUAAAAACCCGAAUG